AUGGACACUCUCGUCUCUAUCGUUCUGCUUGUGUCGUUUGGCGUUGUCUAUGCCCUCGUUCGCCGUAGCAGAAGGACCUCGCUCGCACAUGUCUUAGGCCCCGAGCCAGAGUCGUUCCUAAUGGGAAACCUCGCCCAGCUGCACGGAGGGCAGGCUGGCGAUGCCGAUUUCAGCUGGCAGGCGCGUUUCGGGGGAGUUGCUCGUAUAAAGGCGCCGUUCGGCGAGGAUAUGCUGUGGAUUUCGGACCCAAAGGCACUUCAGUAUAUUUACCAAACCUCAGGCUACAAUUUCCCCAAGCAGCCUGAACGUCGUGCCCUAUCUCGGUUGGUGGGCGAUCAUGGUCUCACAUGGGCUGAAGGAGAGACACACAAGCGCCAACGAAAGGUCAUGCUUCCCGCCUUUGGAACACCCGAGUCCAAGGCUUUGCUUCCAGUAUUUGAACACUACGCCGAGCGGGUCACCCUCAAAUGGAGAGAAAUUUUGGAAGCAUUGCCGGACCGUACUAGUGUCCUAAAUGUCACUCAGUUCAUUGCUCCUGCUACACUGGACGCGAUAGGGGAAGCGGCUUUUGACUAUAAGCUUGGCUGCACAGAAGAUUCAGGCAGCGAGCUUGGACAGGCGUACAAAAACCUCGUCUCGGACAUAUUCGCUUCACCAUCGAAGCCAAAACUUUUCUUCACUAGCGUAGCACAUUAUAUGCCCAUGUGUCUUACCGAGUAUUUGUAUGACAUUCUGCCAGGCAAAAGUUUGGACAAAGCGCGGCAGAACAAGCGUGUGGCGCACAAGGUCGCUAAUGAACUCCUGGAGACAAAGUCUGCGGCGCUUCUGCAGGGCAAAGGCAGUCGUGACAUUAUGAGCAUUUUGGUGAAAGCCAACGCAUCCGAAGAUGAAAAAAGGCAGCUUUCUCAUGCUGAGAUGGUUUCUCAAAUGAGGACGAUCAUGUUGGCAGGCCAGGAAACAACAUCGAACACGCUCUCCUUCGCGCUCUACGAGCUGGCAAAACAGCCCAUGCUUCAAGCACGCCUUCGCGCCGAGAUUCGCAAGAUGGAGCAAGCCAUGCGCGAGCGCGGUGAUGCGCAGAUCACGGUGUCCGACUUGGAGGCGAUGCCCCUCCUGCAGGCGUUCUUGCGCGAGGUGCUGCGCUUCCAUCCCGUCAUUCCGCAUAACUACAGACAGACAGGUCGGGACGAUGUCAUUCCACUCGCAAAGCCGAUCACGACGAGCAAGGGAGAGGUGAUCGAGGAGGUACCGGUUCCCAAAGGGAUGCGUCUGGUUUUAUCCGUUGCCGCAUACAACCGAAACGAGGAUGUCUGGGGUGCAGAUGCGCAUACGUUCAACCCGGAUCGGCACUUCAAUUUCUCGGGAAAGCGUGGACCCAAUGUUGGCGUCUUUGGGAAUGUGCUCACCUUCUCUGGCGGCGUUCGUGCGUGCAUCGGCUGGCGAUUCGCCAUAUACGAAGUACAGGCUUUCAUCGUGGAGCUCGUCUCCAACUUCGAAUUCGCGCUCACGGAGGAAGUGAAGCGGCUCCGGCGCGAGAACGCUGUCGCGAUGGUGCCCACGCUUGAAGGCGAAGCACACAAGGGCGUCCAGUUGCCGUUGAAGGUGUCGCUUGCUUCGCGAGAUUGA
Molecule: messenger RNA, 1626 nt
Organism: Fibroporia radiculosa
Lineage: Eukaryota; Fungi; Basidiomycota; Agaricomycetes; Polyporales; Fibroporiaceae
Exons: 12
Coding region: 1-1626 (541 amino acids)
Molecular function (GO): oxidoreductase activity, acting on paired donors, with incorporation or reduction of molecular oxygen; monooxygenase activity; iron ion binding
Source: RefSeq, a predicted model, not a curated record